Messenger RNA from Syngnathoides biaculeatus (alligator pipefish), 3117 nucleotides. RefSeq names its product interleukin 17 receptor A1a (gene il17ra1a). Lineage: Eukaryota; Metazoa; Chordata; Actinopteri; Syngnathiformes; Syngnathidae. Gene Ontology annotation, molecular function: interleukin-17 receptor activity. The record is from RefSeq and is a predicted model, not a curated record. The transcript has 11 exons. Bases 149 to 2497 code for a protein of 782 amino acids.
GAAGGAAGCAUAAUCAACAGCAAGGCGGAAGUUGUGCUCAUUAAUCAGUACUUGCUUUCGCUUUUUUUCCCCAAACGCUUCAUUUGCCAGCAUAAAAUUGUAUUACUUCCUUCGCUGGCAGCAAUGCUAUUGUAAUAAUCUCAAAAAAAUGAGGCUUUAUGGGGGAUUUUUGGCGUUCAUGUGCGUGUCGCUGUCGUCCGCGUUGACUACUUUGACGUCCGCUUCAUUGAACUGCUCGCAGCAGGGCUUGAGGUGCAGCGUCAGUUUCAGUAACUGCCUCAUAGAUAGCGAAAUGCUGAAAGUGAGGGAGUACACGCCGAGUGGGCCACUGGGGUUGUCGGUGUCCGUGACGACGGUCCAGGAUGAAGCGGGAGCUCUCCAGCCUGUCCUGGUCGCCAACUGGACCAUCAGGGAUGAUGGCAGCAUCAGUUUCCUGAAAGCCACCGAGCUCCAUGUUAUGAAGAUGGCCACCAAUGAGAACCUCUGCGUCAGAUAUGCCUUUAAAAACAAACUCCCGAUGAGGAAUCUACAUGACGACAAGUGGUCGUUCUCGGCAAAUAUGGUGGUGUUGGACCCUGAACAUGGGUAUUGGGUUUCUGUCUUCAAUAUCCCCAAGCCAGAAGUGGGCCACAGUGACUAUGACGUCAGCGAGAAUGUUGUUGUUCCAGGUUGUCAAGACACAGAGAUGUCGAUAACCCAGUAUUGCAUCGAGAGAGGAAGUCUUUGGAAGUCCAAUAUCAGCCUGGUUCCAUCAGCCAAACUAGGGGAGGCUUUGUCAGUCAGCUUCAGUCCCGACCCGCUAUGUGACGAGUACGUGGUUAUUGUAAACUGCGCCUCCACCCAACACGUUGACCGUGCAUACAGGGUCAACCGGACACGCCUGAACGUAACGUUCAGCCUCAACAAAUGGCCCAGAUUUUGCUGCCAGUUUGACGUCUCGAUAAAGCCGAUGUUUCAAAAAUGUGGCCAAGACUGCACCCGUCACAAGAAAACGCUGCACAUUUGUCCAGCCAAGCCCACUGAUCCUCCAGAAGCUCCUCAAUAUACACCAGUUAUUGUGUGCAUGGUGCUCCUAUGUGCUGGGAUUUUUGCCGUUUUUAUGUACAUCCUGUGCAGGAAGCCAGGCAAUACCGGUGGUGCCUUGGCUGCAGCGGGAGACGAGAAACCAAAACAACACCAGCAGCAAAUUCAACAAACUCCGAAAGUUCUUGUAAUCUACUCCCAAGACCACCGUCUCUACAGGGACGUAGUGUUGAAGCUGUGCGCAUUUCUCCGGGCUAAAUGCGGCGCCGAGGUUCUCAUAGACCUGCUCGACACCACUUCGCUGGGCAUGAUCGGCCGCCUCUGCUGGCUGGAGUGGCAACGGCAGCAGCUGAAGAAUCCCACCGACAAGGUCUUGGUGCUCUGCUCACGAGGCGUUCAGGCCAAGUGGCGAGCCAUGUGCGGCCAACGACGCGUAAUACUGAAAGAAGACCUUCUAUCGCCUACAGACGACAUGCUCACCCCCUUUCUGAACCUCUUCCUUCCCGACCUGCACCAAGCGCGCAAGCAUGGCAAGUACAUGGUGGCUUACUUCAGUGACAUCAGCAGCGAACGGGACGUCCCGUCAGUUUUUGACAUUGCCGUGAAAUACACGUUGAUGAAGCACUUUGAGGAGCUGUACUUCGGCCUCCUGGACAUAGAGAAAUACCAGCCGGGUCUGGUCAACCACAUCGAGGGCAUAGGCAGGGACGAAUACUUCAACUGUCCCUCGGGUAAAGCCCUCAAGAAUGCCAUUGAGACCUUCCAGGCAUACCAGAUAGAAAACCCCGAUUGGUUUGAGAAUGAAUGUAUUCAUAGCGAGGAAGACCUCCUGAUGGAGGCCGAUCCGCUCAUUGACCAGUGGCAGGCCUCACCAGUUUUAGAGUGCCUUCCUCUCAUCAGAAACGGACUUCCUGUCUAUAGUUGUGAGGCAGAAAUAAGGGAGAACGGAAGCAGAGUUCAAGUCUUAAACCCAGAACUGAACCCAAAUAUCCAGCACUUGUCAGUGGCCGAACUUCUACCUCUCAUGGACCCUGCGUACAACCACCAGCAACAGUCAGUCCCGCCUCACCCUUGUCCACAAAAGAGUGCUCAAUCUGUUUUAUUAGCUAAUCCUGUUUUGUCAGGACAGCACUGUCCACCGGCUGAGAGGAGGCAGAUAGGUCAGGUUCCAGAGGAGAAUGAGGACGCGUGGCCAAGCGGGUCCACGGUCCUGAAGUCCAAGGAAUCAAAUUCACGAGAGUUAGCUCGUCCAAGCAUGGAGAAUCCCCCUCAGAACCAAACCAGACAUCCUGUGGCGGUGCCUGACAAUGAGGCCAGUGAAGAGGGUUCGAACAGUGCAUCUGAUCUGGGCUACAUCUCCAAAAUGCCAUCCCCACUUGUAGCUCCCGACAAGGAGGAUCCGCUAGUGGCUCUGGCAAGGCUACAAGAGGAACUGUUUCUGCAAACUCUGGAUAGCUCAGAGUUUAAGCUCUAGAGAAAUUUGGGGUGAUUCCACACCUGAAAAUAUUUUUUUCUGGUCUGAUGGGUCUUAUCCUCGUGCCCAUCUGUUUCUCUCCUGAUGUGGUUUCUGUCGAGAGUAUGAAAAGUGGCAAAAUGUCCCUGACCAGAAAUGCUUCUGCAAAAUCAGGAUAGUUUUGUCCAGAAGGAUUUUGAGGGUGAUUUCAACUGACGAUUCACCUUUUCUGGUCUCAUGAAUCUGGAAAACCUUGAUCUUCUCAUUUCCUCCCACCGGAUUGGGAGGGUUCGCCAAGGCCCGUUUUGUGCUCAAAUUACCUUUUUAACUUUGUGCUUUUUUAUUUGUACUACAUGCGUGGAUAAGCAUAAACUUGAUCUUGCUAUUGGGAGGAAAAUAAAAAUACAGCAUUUUUUUUUUAACUUUUCAAUUCCUGUUGCACUUCCAGUCUUUGGAAUCAAAUGCACUUUUAAGUUUUCUGAAGUUCCACUUACGAUGAAAUGUCUUUUUUUUUUUUUUUACAAAAAUUUGCAGUAUAUCAUUAUUUUUUUGUACUUUUUAAAAUAUGUUCUGUCAUUUUAACCUACAAACAAGUCAGACACUUUUUUUUUUUCAAUAAAAGUGGAUUUAUUGGACCUUGA